AUGGCUCUCAACAAAAGUGCAAAAAAUACGUUUAACUCGACAACCAAUGGAUCAUUACAUAAACUACUCAAUCAUAUUAAAACCAUCGGUGGUCGAGUUAUGGGUUCAACGUAUUCAAGAACAGCUUUGCGCACCCGUAUUCAUGCACUAAUCUAUAAUCAAGGUCUACCAAGCAUUUUUCUAACUUUGAAUCCAGCUGAUAUUCACAGUCCUGUGGCACUAUAUUUUGCCGGCGCCAAGCUUGAUUUAGACAACAUUCAAAUCGAGCAACUAAUGACUACUUAUAAAAGAGCCGAAAUUAUUGCUUCACAUCCUGUGGCUACUGCCAAGUUUUUCCAUUUAUUGAUCACUAACAUAUUAGAUACUAUGAUAGUUGGUGGUGUUCUUGGACCAAUAAAAGCUUACUUUGGUACUGUUGAAAGCCAAGGACGAGGCUCUCUUCAUUUACAUCUUCUCGCUUGGCUUGAUCAUGAUAUGAAGCCAUCCGAUAUGAAAGAGAAGAUUCAAGAUGCGGAUUUUCGUGAUAAGUUAAAGGCAUAUUUAGAAGACAUCAUCAAAGAAGAUUUAGAUGAAUUCAAAGAUAAAUAUGCCUUUGAAUAUUCCAACGUGCCAAUAUCAUUCAAUACGCCGACGAGAUUAUCACGAGACGAUAUUUAUACGGCCUUACGCACUAUUGAUUUAGAAGGUUCUGCAGAAAAUAUACAUGAAACUCCUUUUCUGUCGACACCAAUAAAACAACAACCUUUUCCAUCAAUUCCUUAUGCGUCACCAUUAAUUUCCUACCUCUCUCCAUCGAUUCCUUACACUUCUCCAUCGAUUGCUUAUGCUUCUCCAUCAUUGAAUACAUCGUUACAGACACCAACACAUGAUCGAUUAGCAUCCGGUAUCAAUACCUUACAUAACAAGUCAAACUUAAUUCCAGCUUGUUUACCUACUCCAAAUCCAUCAUCGCCUAAUUUUGCAGCACGCUUUUGUGCAGAUGUGGUACAACUUGUGGAAACAGGCAACAAGCACAAGCAUAGUGACACAUGUUACAAGUAUUCUAAUCCUAAACAAGGUGACAAGAAGAGUUGUCGAUUGCGUAUGCCACGCAAAUUAGUACCAGUUUCGACGAUUGAUCCGGAUACUGGUCACAUCUCUAUGCGACGAUCAGAUCCAUGGAUCAAUAAUUUUAACGAAUAUCUUAUAGCAGCUUGUCGUUCCAACAUGGAUAUUAAAUUUAUUUGGAGUGACAGCGAUGCAAAGGCCCUUGUUUAUUAUAUUACUGAUUAUGUGACAAAGAUGAGCCUUUCAUUUCACGAUACAUUUUCUUCGAUACAAAAAAGCAUUGCAUCACUUAAGAAUUUAUGGCAUGAGACAGACAAAGAAAGUGCAAUCGAGAAGUCGCGUCAGCUUGUUCUACGCUGUUAUAAUACACUUGCUUCUCAGCAAGAACUAUCUGGUGUCCAAGUUGCUUCUCAUCUCAUGAAUUGGGGUGAUCAUUAUACAACGCACAGAUUUCAAGGUCUCUUCUUAAUUCAAACUGAGAAAGCUUUACGAACUCAAUUGAAUGAAAUGCGUGCGAAACGAAAAUUGGAACUUGAAGCGCGCGCCGAGGCUGGAAAAUCAAUAAAAGAAAAAUUUAAUCAAAAAGGUCGAUCACGUAAUGAACGUUAUCCUUUCCAAAAACAGCAUCCUCAAGCAACAACAUAUUUAAUGAUGAAAUAUAGUCAGCCUCAUGUGCCUAUUCUUUAUGGUCCUCAAAUUCCUCGACGAGAUCGCGAGGACACUCGAGAACGAUACAGUCGAGCUCUUCUCACUCUUUUUGUGCCUUGGCGCACGGUAGCUGAUCUUUGUGACAUGAAUCAGACAUGGGAAGAUGCAUUUAAAUCUGGGCAACAUCUUAUUUCUGUGCAUUCGCGGAUGGUCAUAGAAAAUAUUCAACUUCUACACGAAUGCAAAAAGGAUCGCGAUGAUCAUUUACUUCAAGUGAUUGCUGAAGCUCAAACUGAAAAUGAUACAAUUGAUCCCAUAAUAUUGCCAGUAAAUCAAGAUGUACACGGCGAAUAUGAUGCAGACGAUACCGAUGAUUUACUUGAAUUGUUAGGCAGUUUAGAUGAACGUACCACUGCUAUCGCUACUGCCUCUGCAAAGUCAACAGAGAAUAAAUAUAUUGAAGAAACUAUUGAAGCAGUCGAGAAAGUCGGACGAUUUACUGAUAUAAACGCACAUGACCAAUCUUCUUUCAACGGCAUUAUCGACCAUAUCGACCAACCACUGGCACCAUUCAUUUCUGCAACACCUGUUCUGAUUCGACUUAACACGAAAUGGCAAGAACAGCUGAAGAGUGAGAAAGAGCGAAUAAGAAGAAGUUUGAUCACAGGCAACUAUGACAAUGACUGGGAUGGUACGGUGAACUUGGAUGCUGCGAAAUGUGCCGUUGUAACUGUGGUGAAUUCAAACAACUACAAUAUGAAUAAGUUAGAAAAAUAUGGUUCAAUUCUUCCAGUAAUCUCAGUGACAACAAACUUUCCUACUCAGAAAAACAUAGUUGAUGAAUUUACAUUGAACAGAGAACAACGAGCUGCAUUUAUGAUAAUAACAAGUCAUCUUGAUGGUGACAGUCGAUGUCGCACAGGUAAUUUUCAUAAAACAAGUAUUCAUAUUUCAAAAUAUACAAUAUUUUCAGGUGACAAUAAUGGUCAGCUCAUAAUGUGCGUACCUGGGUGUGGUGGCACAGGCAAAUCACAAUUGAUUUGUGCUCUCACCAAAUACUUUCUUAUUACAAAAAGAAUGCCGAUGAUGCGGAAGCUUGCGCCGACUGGAAUUGCUGCUGCUGAAAUAGAUGGCAUGACUAUUCAUUCAUUUUUGGGUGAACGACGUAACUCUGGAAAGGCACGCACCAUUAAACCAGGUGAUUCAAAACUCGAGAAGGAAUGGGCCCUGGUUGAAUACCUCUUAAUUGAUGAAAUGAGCAUGGUUGGUUUAACUCUACUUGCGAAACUCAACCGAAUUAUAUGUGCUGCAAAACAUGCUGACCCUCAAGUGCCAUUUGGUGGUAUAAAUGUCAUCUUCUUCGGCGAUUACUUACAAUAUCGACCUGUGUAUGAUGCACCAUUGCACACCGAUUUCUCAUUAUCGCCACGAACUAAAUCAGGCAAAGCGCCAAGCGAAAAUCAAAUUCAACAACGUGUUGCACGCUCCCUAAUUCUUCAAAUAAACUGUGUCGUAAAACUUACGCAACAGAUGCGAACACAGGACCUACGGUACCUUCAGCUGCUCGAACGACUUCGUCAUGGGCAAUGUAACUACGACGACUAUGAGUUAUUGUUGACACGAGUGGCUGGACAGCCAUCGGUAGGCUCUCUAUGUGAUCCGCCGUGGAAUAAAGCUCCGAUUCUCGUAUUUCGAAAUGAAGUACGAACGCAAUUGAACCAAAAGGCAGCAAUUCAUAAAGCAGUGCAAUUAGGAUACGCACCAAUGGUUUGCGUCGCUCAAGACACAUGUAAAGGCAAACAAAUUGAAGAUCAGACACUGAUAAAAAAACUUUUAGAAUUAUCCGAUAGUAAAACGGAGCAUUUACCAGGUCUAUUGCCUCUUAUUCCUGGAAUGCCUGUUAUUUUAACGCAAAAUAUUGCAAUUGAACUGGGUCUUAUCAACGGCACGAAUGGAAUCUUUCGGCAAUUUGUCUAUCAGGUAGAUUCUGUAUCAACAAAUAUUAUUUCGGAAGCAUUUCCCAACAACACACAAUACGUUCAUCGACCAUUAUACGCAUUGGUUGAAAUUGCCAGAUCGAAGGUUAAGUGCAAUCUUGAUCAACUUCAACCAAAACUCAUUCCAAUACCAGUUAUGGAACAAACAUUUCGCAUCGAUAUUGGUGAUAUCAUUCCAAAAAAUAAGAAACCAAAAUCUAAUCGGAAAGCAAUGUUGUCAAUUAAACGGCGUGCACUGCCACUUGUGCCUGCUUAUUGUAUUACGACGCAUAAGAGUCAAGGUCAAACUUUGAACAAAGUUGUGAUUGAUUUGAAACUGCCAAAUGACACUGAUGAUAUUGCCGCAGUAUUUGUGCGUCGAAUCAUAGUACAGUUGUCAAUAUACAUUGAAUUGAUUAAGAAACACAACGAAGAUAUGCUUACUGAUGAAUUGAUGAAAAGAGGAAUUCAAUACUUAGGCGAGCUGCAAUUCGACGAUCUAUGUCAAUUGGAAAAUGAGCUUGAUGAUUUGUGGAAAAAUGGACAAUCACGCAUAUCGAAUUCGCUUUAUGAUAAAGUAGUCGAUAGUAUCAACUACGAACAGAACCAAAUGAUCAAUGAUCCUUAUGAGUUUGCAAUGAAUAAAACGGAUUCUCAGAUGGAGAAAAUAGUUAACUACUUGGCUCAGGUCGAUUCUCAAGGAAGCCCUUUUGUUGAUAACUCAGUUUGGGGUAUUCUUAAUCGAGAAUUAAUCGUACGAAAACGUUUGCCAUCACAAUUCGUGGUAAACAUUCCUUUAUAUUGGAGUGCACAAUCGAUGACUGAAACACCAGUUCGAUUCGUCAUAAUUUCACGAUCUUCUCGAGAUUUUCAAGAUCUUUCAAACUAUUUCAUUAACUCGCUUGGAAAGUCAUCCGUCGUGAUCUAUUCAAUUAUUCGGAUCGAAAAUCUUCGUCUCUGGCACAUUUAUCAAGAUCUACAAAAGACAAUACCUCAUGGUAGCACUCGUCUCAUUCAUGGUACAGCUUCAACUUAUAAUCAAAAAAAAAUUAUGUAUCAUGGAUUCUGUCAAAGCUAUUGCGACAAUGGUCUAAUCGGCGACGGAAUUUAUUUUGCUACUCAUGCUAGCUAUUCGAAUAAUGAUCCCUAUGUAAUGAAGAAAAAUGAACAUCGACGAGAACUAUUCAUAUGUCAGGUUUUGCUCGGAAAUUCGAGUCAAGGUGCACGUGGCAUGAAAUCCCCAGCAUCAGGCUGCCAUUCAGUAUACAGCAUGGAUGGAAAUACAAACGACCAAUUUUGUAUUUUUGAUCAUAAUCAAGCAUACCCUGAAUAUUUAGUACAAUAUGACUAUGAAUGA
This is a messenger RNA of Rotaria sp. Silwood2, 5028 nucleotides long. Lineage: Eukaryota; Metazoa; Rotifera; Eurotatoria; Philodinida; Philodinidae. The record is from the annotation of a GenBank genome assembly.